Molecule: messenger RNA, 2982 nt
Organism: Ilex paraguariensis (yerba mate)
Lineage: Eukaryota; Viridiplantae; Streptophyta; Magnoliopsida; Aquifoliales; Aquifoliaceae
Source: the annotation of a GenBank genome assembly
ACUGUGAUGGCGCAGGAUGUUUGUCAACAAGAGAUGAUAAGAGAUAUGCUUCACAAGAUGGGAUCCGAGUGGAAAAAGUUUGGCAUGAGCUUGAGCAGGAAUAAGUUCAUUUUGGCUGAUUCUAACCCAACACAUCUAAUGGCUACAAGAAUUAAUGAAGAAAGGUAUGCAAACACCUAAGAAAGAGGCAGUUUGGUAAAAAAUUAGAGUUGCUUAAAAGGUGUGGAAGGUGGUAGAAGAGUUGCAGGAGUUGAAUCAUGAAGAAGACACAUUUUUGCGUGUAUUAGUGUCACAUAAAGUUGCUGAGUUAGUUGUGUUUGUUUCUUUGGUAGAAUUUUGUUUUCUUAUUUUUUCCAAUGCUGUAGAUUUUUUCACCAUCUCAGUUGGUAUGUAUUUUGUAUCCAGUUUCUAGUGUGCAAAGUCUUUCUUCCAGUGUGCAAAGCACUCCAGAAAAAAAUGGACAUUCAGAUGAUGCUUCAAGAAGUCCAGAGCUUCUCCAAGAGUUUCUGAAAUCAGGUCCAAGGAAGGAUCUUUUUCAACCAUGCUUUGAUAAGGAAAAGAAACUCUCGGCUUCGUCAAAGUCCAAAAUGGUUGACCAAGCUGCAAAGACAAAUAAGAAAGCAUUAAAGAAUCAAGAGCCAAAAAAGACAUCUUUAAGUCCAAAGGACCAGCCUUCUCAAAAACAACCCAGAAAGGGGGAAAAUCCUGUCCGAAUUCCACUAGUUUCAGAACAAUGUGCGGAUGUCAAAUGUUCAAAUUCAUGGAUCUGUAAAAAUUCUGCGUGUAGAGCCCUUUUAUCCACAGAUGACACAUUUUGCAAGAGAUGCUCUUGCUGCAUUUGUCACUUAUUCGACGACAACAAGGAUCCAAGUCUUUGGCUGGAAUGCACAUGUGAAUCUGGUCAAGGGGACUCCUGUGGCUUAUCUUGCCACAUUGAGUGCGCCCUCCAACAUGGAAAAGUGGGCGUUGUUGAACUUGGGCAAUUGAUGCAUCUUGAUGGGAGUUAUUGUUGUGCUGCUUGUGGUAAGGUGUCUAGUAUUAUUGGAUAUUGGAAGAAGCAGCUAAGUAUAGCAAAGGAUGCUCGCCGUGUGGAUGUACUCUGCUGUAGGAUAUUCUUGAGUUACAGGCUCCUGGAUGGGACUUCCAGGUUCAAAGAACUGCAUGAAAUUGUUACAGAAGCUAAGGCUAAGUUAGAAACAGAGGUGGGUCCAGUUAAUGGUGUUUCAGCCAAGUUGGCACGUGGCAUUGUCGGCAGACUCUCUGUUGCAGGUGAUGUGCAGACACUCUGCUCUCGUGCGAUUGAGAAAGCAGACGAAUCUUUGGCUGCGGUUGUUAGUGUGAACCCAAAUAUCAGAGCUAUCGAGGGUUCACUUCCUGCAGCUUGCAGAUUCCUCUUUGAAGAGGUGACUUCUUCUUCGGUCGUAAUUUUAUUGAUCGAACUAUCUAUUGCGUCAUCCAACGAUAUUCAGGGCUACAAGCUCUGGUAUUGUAAGAAGAAGGAAGAAAAACACACAAAAGAGCCUGUGUGUGUUUUUCCAAGAUCUCAGAGAAGAAUUUUGAUAACCAAUUUGCAGCCUUGCACGGAGUACUCCUUCCGGAUUGUAUCCUACACGGAUGCUGGUGACUUGGGACACUCUGAGGCUAAGUGUUUCACAAAGAGCGUGGAGAUAAUUCACAAGAAUCCCAACUCAAAUGCAUUGAACCAUAAGAAAGCAGAUUCACAAAUUGGAGGAAGUUCUGGUUCCAGGAUGAAGCAUAAGAACACAACCACCAUUGAAUCUGACUCUGGAUUCAAGGUCCGAGACCUCGGGAAAAUCCUGCGGCUGGCAUGGGCUCAAGAACAAGGCUGCUUUGAUGGGUUCUGCAGUGUAGAUAUAGAGAAAGGCUGUGGAGUUAACAAAGUGAAAAAGGAAACUCUGCAAGAAGUUAGGGUACCAUCUGUUUCACGUGAGCUUGACUUAAAUGUAGCUUCAGUGCCUGAUUUAAAUGAAGAGGUAAUACCUCAUAUAGAGUCCUCUAGGGAUGAAGAUAAUGGAUGCACAUUUGGUCAAACUGUUGAAGCAGAUGAUGCUAUUUUAAAUAAUAUUGAGAGAAAUGACGCAGCAAGGUUGCACGGGAGUGGUGACUCCCAAAACUGGAACCACGUUCUGAAUAAGGAAGUUCCUGCAGUUGACUCCCGGACAGAAUCCUGCAGGAAAAGGGCAGCUAGCACAAAUGAAGAGACGUUUGAUUGUGAUAGCACUUUGAUAAAUGGAUCACCAUUUCGAAUCCACAAUGAGUCAGAGUGCUUGGAUGAGAACUUCGAGUACUGUGUGAAGAUUAUUCGUUGGCUGGAAUGUGAGGAUUACAUUAAAAAGGAAUUCAGAUUGAAAUUGCUGACGUGGUUUAGCUUGAGGUCAACGGAGCAGGAACGCAGGGUGGUCAACACUUUUAUUCAAACUCUAAUUGAUGAUCCUAGUAGCUUAGCAGGACAGUUGGUUGACUCCUUUUCAGAUAUCGUAUCCCUCAAGAGGCCACGGAAUGGUUUCUGUAGUAAGCUGUGGCAUUAGAUUAGUGGCAGCAUUCAGGGAAAGGGAAUCAAUAUUUAACUUAGCAUUUAUCGUUUCACGGGAUAAAUUAUUGCUGAUUGUUUUGCCCAUUCUUUGUACAGGCAAAUUUUCUUAAUCACUCGAGGAAGUGAUGGAUGCAUUUGUCUCAUGGACAAGCCUGUCUAGCUAAAAGAUUAAGGUUGCUAUAGCCAAGAUAGUUUCUGAUUUCUCGGUAGGGGAGAGCUCUUGGAUUCCAGGAGAUUUCACAUUGUAGAAGGUAUUUGCCAAUUUCUUAGGCUUCAUAAUUGCAUAUGAAGCAAAUGAAUUGAGUUUAUGUAGAAUACGUUCUAAUAUUGUUGGUAUUGCUUUCCAUCAGUCACGGAAGGGUGGACUAGUAGUUAAUUUGUUUUAGACAGAAAUUCAUCUUCUCCAAUUCUUGGGGUAGGUCUUGAUC